Molecule: messenger RNA, 3423 nt
Organism: Gasterosteus aculeatus aculeatus (three-spined stickleback)
Lineage: Eukaryota; Metazoa; Chordata; Actinopteri; Perciformes; Gasterosteidae
Product: kelch-like protein 33
Molecular function (GO): protein binding
Source: RefSeq, a predicted model, not a curated record
AAGUCAAGCAUUUAGAUAACCUCGUGAUAAAUUACUCUGGAUAUAGCAACCUCCUUGGUCAUAUGAGUAUUCGUAUAGAGAUCACAUGCCUUCCUCAAUCAUGCAACACAUGCAGGAGGAGGAGGGAGAGGCGGGAGAAGAACAAACACCCAACAGAACUGUCCGUAGACGGGUGAAGAGGUAAAGUGGAGCACAACAAUAACAGCAGCAUCCCCACAGCGGAUCGCCAAGGGACCUGAGGGAUCUUCUCAAGCGCAUUGUCCCUGAUUGACCGUUCAAGAAGUAAGCUAUCGGCAAUCCUUCGGUUUUCGAGAGGUGUGCAUCGUUUUUAGGGAUUGCAAGAGUAAACUACAGUGAUCGAGGACAGAAUGGCUGUAGAGGCUAAUCGAGGCCUCCAGGGCUUGGAUGAGUGGAGAAGACAGAGACAGACGGUGAGGGGGGGUCUGUGGAUUAAAGUCGAGGAGGAGGAUGAGGAAGAAGAAGUGUGGGAAGGGGAAGAGGAAGAAGGUGAGGCAGGCGAGGAGGCAGAGGAAGGGGAGGAGAGCGCAGGGCGGGAGAAGGAGGUAGAGCAGCAAGAAAGAGAGAACUAUUUUGAGAGGGUGAUAAAGAAAGUGGAGUUCAAGGAUGAGAGAAAAGCAGUCGCAGAAUCUCGGACCACAGGAGAAGAAGCGUUUAAAGUUGAUCACGGUGACCUUCAGAGGCAAGAGUCCACGGACGACGACGAGGCGGAACACUCGUCGGACAAAGAGGCAGAGGGCAACGACGAAGAUGCGAUAAAGAUUUACUGCAAAGAUGAUUAUCUUACAGACCUAUUCCGCAACUUGACUGAGUUCAGGGACUCCUCUGUUCUCACUGACCUCACUCUGAGCACAAAGGAGGGGGAGAGCUUCCACGUACACUCCCCGGUCCUGGCUGCUGUCAGUCUACGUAUCCGAGAAAGACUUAGAAAAAGUCUUGGAGAUAACGAGAGAGUAAAUGAGGGAAUAGAUGCAAGUGUUGGAGUCCACAAGUGGUCAGUGUCUCUGGGUGCAAAGGUGGAUGUGGUUGGAUUGAGGGCAGUUGUGGACUUCGCCUACACUGGACUCAUACCAUGUUUGAACAAGAACACGUGCCACCAGAUUAAGGCUGCGGCUCGAACACUGAGCGCCCCCAGGGUGCUGGAUCUCUGCAAAAAAGAAGAGAAGUCCACAAAAACUGGUGGGCAGGGGAAAGAGGACAAGAUCUCAGCUGCAGAACAAAUGAAGGUCAGUCUUCGGUCCAUCAGACAGCUGAGGACUGAUAGAGUGGGCUGUGAUGUCGUUCUGGAAGCUCUCAGAGGAUCGCUUCACGUCCACAGGGUCAUGCUGGCUGUGUGCAGCGACUACUUCCGCGGCAUGUUCACGUUGGGUAUGAAGGAGUCCCGUCAGCCUCGCGUGACCCUCCCCUUCCUUUUGGCAUCGGAGCUGGAGGCUCUGAUUGACUGCUCCUACAGCGGGGUCCUCCCCAUCAGCUGGAGUCAUGUCUUUGAGCUCACCAUCAUCGCUCUCCAGCUCCAGCACCAGCCUGCCCUCUCCUUGUCCCUUCAGUUUCUGCAUCAAGAAAUGAAUGCUCACUCCUGCCUGGACGUGGCAUCUUUUGCUGAGGCCUACGGCAUGAUGCAGCUUCUGGAAGUAGCGGACGAUUUUGCUAUGCGGCAAUUCCAAAAGGUGGCGAGUAUCUCAAAGUUCAAGGACCUGCCCGCCAAAAAGCUCCUAAUGUUCUUGAACAGCCGCUUGCUCUGUGUCUCAUCCGAACUCGAUGUGUUCAAAGCAGUGGCGGCGUGGAUCCUGGCGGGACCCGGGAAAAGGCGAAAGCUUGCUAAAGAACUAAUGAAAACCAUCCACUUUCCUUUGAUGACGUUCAAGGAAUUCAAAGAAGUCCAAUCGAUGGACAUGUGGUCUGAUCGCAGCCUUUCAAAGCUCUACGAUGCGGUGUUUAAGGAUUUCUGCUCCAGUGACAGUCAGUGCCGGAUAUAUCUCCCCAAAGACAGUCUGGUCCUGGUUGGAGGUGACCGCAUCUCUGAAGACCUGGGUACACGCAGCAUCAGCAGAGAUCUCUGGUUUGUGAAUUCCUUGAGAAACCAUGUUGGGAUAAAAAAGGCCAUGGAGUGGAGAAAGUUGGGAGAGAUGCCAGAGCCAGAGAGGUUCUAUCAUGAGGUGGCUGUCCUCAAAGGACAAUUGUAUGUGUUUGGAGGCAAGAAGUACUACGGCAUCCGCGACACCCUGAGUAAUGUUUACAGGUUUGACCCCCUUGAAAACAUCUGGGAGAGACUGGCUGACAUGCAGGAAAAGAGAUGCUCUUUCUCUGUGGCUGUGCUGGAGGGAAGUAUAUACGCCAUUGGUGGACACCGGGACUCUGAAUAUACAGAGAGUGUGGAACAAUACUGCUCUACUGGAAACUCCUGGAGCUUCAGGUGGCCCUUGGAUCUGCCUCUGGCUGGCCAUGUAGCAAAAGUCCUACACGGGCGGAUAUUUGUCUCAGGGGGGCUGAGCGGGGACUACCAAUGCCUCUCGUCCAUGUUCACAUACCAACCAGACACAGGAAGCACCUAUUUGUCUAACAUGGCCCACCCCCGAGCUCGUCACUGCAUGGAGACGCUGGGCCAACGUCUCUACGUAGCAGGUGGGAUGACCAUGGACGACAACAUGCGCAUCGCCGACCUCCUUGCUUGCGAGGUGUACGACCCGGUGGCCGACUCGUGGACCGCCUUCAUGUCUCUGCCCGUGCCGCAUGUGGGAGCCGGGGGUGCAGUCUUGGAGGGGAAGUUUUACGUGCUGGGGGGAUACAGCCAGGUGGACUACAGGGACACCGUGACGGUCCAUCGCUAUGAUCCCGGCCCACAGAGGUGGGAGAACAUGGGCCAGAUGCCCGGGCCCAACAACGACAUACGAGCAUCUGUGCUGUGUUUGCCCCCCGACCUCCGCUUGUAAAACUCGGCUCAUACACAUGUGAUCAUAUGUUACGUUGCAAUUUGAAAAAUACAUUAGUAUCACAUCUGAAUAAAGGUUGAUUUAUAUUACACAGUACAUCAGGUAAACCUUUUGGCAUGCAUACGGUAAGAUAGCAAAAGUGCAUUUUUGGUGCUGUGUAUUAGAACAAACUGUGCGGUGUUUGUCACUGUGAUGGAACUAUUGUAACAGUUUGGGAUGAGAUGUAUAUCAGUACGACAAUCCUUUGUGCAAACACCGACUACGGACACAGGAUGGAGCUGCUCCCUCUUCACAUGCUUAUAGUGUGAAGUCAGUGAACACAUUGGUCAUUGCACAAGGAAGAGAACUCCAGAUGACAAACGUGAAUCUUGAUCUCAUAGUUCAAUUUCAGACUAUGUUUUGCAGCCUUCAGGUGUUUUCAUUUCACUGACUGUAUAUGGGAAAACAUUGGUUAAAAAAACAGUCUCUUACAGAA